Molecule: messenger RNA, 1334 nt
Organism: Sitophilus oryzae (rice weevil)
Lineage: Eukaryota; Metazoa; Arthropoda; Insecta; Coleoptera; Curculionidae
Gene: Arf79F
Product: ADP-ribosylation factor 1
Exons: 4
Coding region: 162-710 (182 amino acids)
Biological process (GO): vesicle-mediated transport; intracellular protein transport
Cellular component (GO): plasma membrane; cytoplasm
Molecular function (GO): GTP binding; GTPase activity
Source: RefSeq, a predicted model, not a curated record
GUUUAGUGUUACACCAAGACGUGGCACCUAUACGUACGAAAGCGCUUCCACGUUCGCCAUCUUGACAUUCGUCAAAUUUCAGGGUGGGUUGUGAAUGUGUUAGCGUUUUUUAAAGGCAGACAGUGAUUUUAAUAAAAAAGGGUUAAGUGAAGACUGUCGCCAUGGGGAAUGUGUUUGCAAACUUAUUUAAAGGCCUCUUUGGCAAAAAAGAAAUGAGAAUACUUAUGGUAGGAUUAGAUGCUGCUGGUAAAACAACCAUCUUAUAUAAACUUAAAUUAGGUGAAAUUGUAACUACAAUUCCCACAAUUGGGUUUAAUGUUGAGACUGUAGAAUAUAAAAACAUAAGUUUUACUGUAUGGGAUGUAGGUGGUCAAGAUAAAAUUAGGCCGUUAUGGAGACAUUACUUCCAGAACACACAGGGACUUAUCUUUGUAGUAGACAGCAACGACAGGGAGCGUAUUGGCGAAGCCAAAGACGAAUUGAUGCGUAUGCUGGCUGAAGAUGAAUUAAGGGAUGCUGUACUUUUAAUUUUUGCCAACAAACAAGAUUUACCUAAUGCAAUGAAUGCAGCUGAGAUCACCGACAAGUUGGGCUUGCACUCCUUGAGGAAUCGUAACUGGUAUAUCCAAGCUACGUGCGCGACAAGUGGAGAUGGUUUAUAUGAAGGUCUGGAUUGGCUGUCUAAUCAACUAAAGAAUGCCAACCGUUAAGUGCAGUGUUCUCCACAGUCACUCUGUGAUUGUUAAGUACUGGACUGAGUGUUUUUUAAUACCAUAUGUUGCAAAUAUGACGAAAGUUUACUGUUUGCUGCGGUAUUGCAAUUAAUUCACAAUAAUCAUAUUUAUGGUGUACUUGUGUUGUAUAUGACAAACAGUAAACUUAGCGCUGGUUGCACUCGAGUUUUUUAUAUAUGCGUUUUUAAUUUAUUCUGGUAUGCUGAUUAAUUUUGUACAAUAUUGAUUUUUUUGUACUAGCGGUCUGUACAGUAGUUAUUUGUAUUAAUAUAAACUAAAAUAGUAAGUGUUAUUUUUGUAACAUAUGGUAGGACCUGUUCGUCUUUAGAACAUUUUAAAUUGGUUGGGCCCCGCUCAAACAUUUUUAUUGUUUAAAUUGAAUUCUAUUUUGUUUCUUCUAUUUCCAUAUAAAGCUAAAAGAAAAAAUAUUGUUCGAUGCGUUUAGUUUUUGACAACCGCGGGCAUGUGAUUUAAAAGUUAUAGUUGAAGAAAAAGGCAUCAUGGUUAUUCGUGGACAUUCCCGUUUUGUCAAGCUGUAUUAUCAAAAUAAAUUUAUACUAUUAACUUAUUGUCUAUAAUUUAAAUACAUAAUAAAUCUCA